Halichondria panicea is the source of this 1079-nucleotide messenger RNA. RefSeq lists its product as uncharacterized. The record is from RefSeq and is a predicted model, not a curated record. The transcript has 5 exons. The coding region runs from base 165 to 869 and encodes 234 amino acids. NCBI's taxonomy places the organism in Eukaryota, Metazoa, Porifera, Demospongiae, Suberitida, Halichondriidae.
UAAUAACCUGGUACAGAUAUAAAAAGGAAGGAAACUAUAGUGUAGUCAGUCUAUAGUAUUUGUGCUGCAAAAAAAUUGUAUUGAAGUUGAAGCCAGCUCAGUAAACUAUAUAGAAUAGCUUGCAAAGAUUGAACAUCAGAAAGUUAGUAUAUUUUCAUGCAGACAUGACGAGCGAGAAUGCUGAGGUGUACCCAGGCAAUGCUGCCUACCCUAAUCCAACAGUCCACCCUAACCAGCCACCCCCUCAAGCUAAUGCUGCCUACCCUAACCCAACAGUUGCCCCUAACUAUAACCAGCCACCACCUCCUCAACCUUACCCUGGCUACCCACCAGCUGAUCCUGGAAUGACUGCCUACGACCCCAACAAACAACAAAUGGGACCAGGAGUGCCAGCAGGUGGAAAUCUACCACCAUACCAACCAUAUCCUUCUCAUCAGCAACAACCAAUGUAUGCUCAACCACCAGUUGUCCAGCAACAAAGCAGCAGCAAUGUGGUGGUAGUGAAUUCUCAGCCCACUACAGUGCCUACCAGAGUACUUGUGGCGAGAAAUGAUCAAUCAGCUUUCAUCUUUGCCAUAGUGGUCACGUUCAUUCUGUUCUUCUGUGGCUGCUGGUGGUCCCUUGCCUGCACGAUACCUGCUAUGGUGCUCGGAAGCAUGGCAUCCUCUGCAGGGAGUAGAGGGGACACAGAUACUAAAGGCAAGUACGAAAAGAUCUCUAUGGCACUCACUGUGAUAGCUAUCGUGACUCAAGUGGUGGGAUUUAUCAUUGUGGUUGGUGUGGCAGUAGGGAUAGUCAAUUCAACUAGAGCGGCGAUAAUUUCAUCAUGCUCCUCAAAUCGUUUUUCGUCAAAUUAUUGUUUUGGCUGAUAUGACUUACAGUUUUUUGAGUACUGGACAAAAACAUUGAACAUUAUAGAAUUAUUAUAGCUAUAUGCAUGUAUACAUGUACUAACUAGAUAGAUCUAGUCGUUUUCAGUUCCAUGCAUGUAUGCAGUCAGAGUAUAACUGUAAUUCAUACACCGGUUGAGUAUUGACAACCAUUUUGUUUGCUGAUCAUAAUAAUUAUUAUUUCAACAA